Cylas formicarius (sweet potato weevil) is the source of this 2326-nucleotide messenger RNA. RefSeq names its product putative leucine-rich repeat-containing protein DDB_G0290503. The record is from RefSeq and is a predicted model, not a curated record. The coding region runs from base 125 to 2059 and encodes 644 amino acids. Lineage: Eukaryota; Metazoa; Arthropoda; Insecta; Coleoptera; Brentidae. The transcript is spliced from 4 exons.
CCAACUGAAACUUUGUCGAUGGCGGUUUUUGUAUUGUUUUUAUUUUAAUGUAACAUUAAGUUUUAAAUUGUUAACGGAAGUGUGAAAGUGUUUUGUUUUGUUUUUGUGUAAACAGUGUUCCAGAAUGUCUUUCAGCAAAGCUAAGCUCAUUCGUUUUAACGACAUCAAAGUAUGUGCUUUAUCGUCAUCGAAAGUGAACCAAAAAGAUAAUGCCAGUAAGCCCGGUGAACUAAUUCAUAGUCCUGCCACUUCGGAAAGUGGUUCGCUAACAGGUUCCGUGAAAAGUGCACCUGGAACCUUUAAAACCCCAACAUUGCCAAAGAAAACAAAGACUGUAAACUUUACAAAAAAAUCCAAACCAAAGCCGUUAUUUGUCGCCGAAAAUGAUCUCGAAGCGCUUAGAGAAAAAGUCGUCGAGUGCGAGAAUAAAACGAAAUACAUACAGGAGCUCACCGAGGAAGUGGAACAGCUCAAACAAGAGUUGCAAAAUGUAAGGCGAGAAAAGGAAUACUUGCAGAGUGUUCACCAGAAUGAAAUUCAAAGCAUAGAGUUUGAGAUGCUCAAAACGAUGACCAAAUUGCAGAAGACUGAGGAGGACUGUUCCAUAAAAAUGAAAGAAAUGGAAGAAAAGUUGCACAACGAAAUUGAUAACUUGAAUCACAUGCAAAAAAUAGAAUUGGAACGGGCGAAUUUGGAAUGCAAUGCAACAAUAAAAAGUUUGGUUAACGAGUGGGAGGGGAAAAUAAAACACACAAAAGAAGAGAUAGAAAACACUUGGAAGAAGAAACUGCUCAAUCAGGAAAUUGUAUCAACAGCCAUUUUGAAAGAAUGUCAGGCGAUAAGCGAGUACAACAUAAUACAGUGCGAGUUGGAAAAGAAGGAAGUUGAAAAAUCUUUGGAUGUUGUAACAAGGAAUUAUGAAGACUUGCAGAAACAAUGUCUAAAAUAUAGGGAGACGGAAAGUUGUUUUAUGGAACGUGAAGUCGAACUGAAGAAUAAAAUUGAAGAGCUAACAUCCAAACUAGAGGACAGAAAGAGAGAAAUGAAAAAUUUACAACGCGAAAUUAAAGCGUACCAAAUCACAAUUAACAACUCGCAAGUGACAAUCGAGGUGUUGAAAAAAAGGUUGAUGAAUUCUGACAAAGACGUUGAGCAGUUGAAGUCAGAGUUGGUAGAGUGUGAGGAAAAACUGUUGGAGUAUGAGUCCAAGUACUGGCAGGCGAAUAUGGAGCUAAAAGAAGCAAAAGAUACCAAUGAAGAAUUGGAAAUGCAGUACGAAUCGGCUAUAAAGCUAAAUGAGAGCUCUAUAGAGCAAAUCAAAGGGCAGCUGUUGGAGAAAGUAAGAGCUUAUGAAAAGGACGUGAGGAAAUACUCGGAAAGGAUCGAGGAAGAGCAAAGUUUUAAGGAGGAGAUUAUGCGUCAACUGAAUCACAAUUUUGACACCAUCAAGAAAAUCAACGACCAAAUAGGUAUGGUCGGGGAGACCUACGGUUCCCAAAUGAAAGAAAUUGAAAAUAAACUUUUGGAGUAUACGGAAAAGGAGAAGUGUUGGUUGAUGGGAAAGGAAGAAUUGACCCUUGCGAGAAACGAAUUAGCGAGCCGAGAGGAACAGAUAAAGGAGUUGACAGAUCAGGUGAAACAGUUGCAAGAAAAGUGGGAUGCUCUAGAGAAUAGUUGCCAUUUUUACAAGAAGAAGGCGGAAAACCUUGAGCUCGAGGCGGAGGAUUCGUUACAAAUGACGAGAAAGUACAUCGAUCUCAGCGGUAAAUACGACCUGCUCUUGCAGAAAUUCGAAAAUUUGGAGAGGGAAAACAGGGAGUGCAGGAUUAAAAUGGAAAUGAACGCCAAACAUUUGGACAGGACCCAGAAAUUAUAUGAGAAAGUUAAAAAGGAGAAAGAGUUGCUCGAAAUAGAGAACAGCACAUGGAGAACUAAGUUCGAUGAUUUGAAAUUAAAGAAGUACAAAAUAUCCGUAAAAGAUAAAGAGAACGUCGGAAGUCCAAACAGGUCGAUCAUAGAAAGUCCAAAUCGUGGAUCGCCAUUCAGGGAGCGCAAUUAAUUGUAUGUAAAUUUGGUAAUUUUAUUUAUUGUAAUCGUCAAGGCAGAAUUUAUAUUUACUAUUUUCUUUAUACAAGUAAUUUCUGUAUUUCAACUGCUGACAAGCAACAAUGGUGCCAAUGUAACUUGAUUUAUUCUUAAGGAUUAAUUUGAUUCAUUUAUAUGUUUAUUAGUUGCACUUUAUUCAUGUAGAGGAUUCAGUUUGGAGGUAAUCCGAUCUUUAUGCAAUGUGAAGUUUAUUUCCCUUAUUUUUACAUUUAAAAAAAAU